UUGCAGGCUGGCUGGACUAAUCUUAAUUCAUCCCUCAGGGGAAAUCUGAGAAGGAUAUCAAAGUCAUUAGUUUUUGUUUCUGCAAAAAAGCCUGAGUCAAAGUUAACAUUUGAUACAGUGAUGUCCGAGGCAAAGAAUGCAACUGUUGGUAUGUAUUUUUGGAACAAAUCAAUAAAUAAAAUUAAGUAAUGCACUUUUUCAUAUAAAAAGUAUUGCUAGAAUACGAAUAUUUGGCCGACGGACCUUGCUACAUCCAAAUUUGUUAUUGGUCUGUUUCGAUCCUAUUAUCUGAUGCACAGUAAGCCUCAAGAUGCCUAUCUUUAAAAAUCUGCAAUUUUUCAUAGACUUCUGUGCUUUCAAACCAUCCAGGCUAUGUUGCAUUAAUCCAAUGAUGCGGAAUGGGGUCUUUUUUUAUGAAGGUUCUCGGUUAAAUCUGAAGACUACCCCACAGAGAAGGUCCUAUGCAGCGGCUUGAAAGUUAAAAACAUGGCUACGCUUAAAUGACUCGCAAGAAAGGCUCAGUAAUGUGACAGUUCCAAACAGCCACAAAGAGAGAACAAACAAAUUUGCCUCACCAACUUAGCAAAUAAAUAUGCUGUUCAUAACUAUAAUUAGAAAAGAAAUUUUGGUAUAUUAAGACUCCAGCCCCCCUCCCCCAACUUCAAAAGGGGUGGUCGCCGGCCCCUGCACUUUAAAAACUGCUCCGCGGGCCCUGGGUGAGAGGGUUAGAUGGCCGCUUACGAGAGCUUGCUCAUGCAGCUACAAAAUCAACGUAACAUAAGUGGUGUUUUGAAGAGUAUGUGAUAAAUGAUAUAGAUCCAUUCAAAUGAACAGAUUCAGAGGUGAACAAGAUUUCAUCUUGGGUGUCUGCUUACAGUCACUGUGCCUUCUUUUGUAUUUGCUGUGUAAUUUUAACCUUCUUUUAAUGUUUUGAGUUGUUAUUUUUAUGUUUUGCUCAGUUUGGUGGCAGCUCUCAGUUUGAAUCCUGAUAGAUUUUGUGACGCAGCCCCUUUUCUUAAAAGAGCUGACUGUUCUAUGUUGUUUCAGUUUUGUUUGGUGAACAACACCAUGAGCCAUCGAUUCUCAAGGCCCAGUUAUGUGUCCUUGAAAGAAUGGUAUCACAAACACAGCUUCUGUCUACCAACACUUCCAAGGGUGCAGGAAAUGUUACAGUUGUCAUGGAGAUGUUUAACUUUCAACAGCAACCUUUGCUUGAUGCAUAUCAGGCUGACCAAAUUUCAUUAGAUGAACUUUCAAAUAAAUACAAAGGAACUGAAGGAUUUGCACUGGAGCAUUACGGAUAUAUCUUAGAAGUUGCUAAAAAACUUGGAGUCAAGCUAGUGGCUGGGUUUGUGCCCAAACCAUUUUGCAGCAUGAUGGUUAAUGAGGGUAAAAACCAUGUUCUUGAAAAAAUAGAAAAAAGUGGAGGACCACCAAGAGAAUUUUAUGUUGAUGGAUCUGAGGAUCAUUAUCGAUACUUUCAAGGACUUAUCAGUGGAAAUCUUGACAAAGUUGUGGACAAGUAUCGUCGGAUAUUUCCAGCACAGAUACUAAGAGAUAGUGCAUUUGCUUACACAGUUAUGGAUAUAGUACAAAAGUCAAAUGGACAGACUAGAGUCUUGGGUAUCUGUGGAUCAGGACACUUAGAUUACAAAUUUGGUAUUCCUGAGCGGAUAUCACCAGAGGUCCCCAUUUAUGUGCUGACAUCACGUGCUCAAGAUGACCCAGUGGAACAUAAUGUUGCUGACUGCAUCUUUCAGUAUUCAUAA
Porites evermanni is the source of this 1769-nucleotide messenger RNA. The record is from the annotation of a GenBank genome assembly. Lineage: Eukaryota; Metazoa; Cnidaria; Anthozoa; Scleractinia; Poritidae.